UUUCGCUUUCGAAAUGAUCAUGACGAAACUGCAAUUUCUAGAAGAUCGUUUUACUGAGGUAGAAGAGCAAGUGAUUAAAAAGAUAAGUGAUUUAUGCAGUAGAAAGGAAAGCAUCAUACAACACAAAAACGAUUCAAACAAAGUGCGUGAUAAUGUGUACACAUCCUGCAGCGAGGUUCCCUCUUCCGGAAUAUAUUCCAUUCAACCGGAUAACACCUUCGAGGAACCGAUGAGGGUGUUGUGUGAUCAAGAUUACGAAUCAGGCGGAUGGAUUGUAUUUCAACAUCGCUUUAACGGAUCGACGGAUUUCUAUCGGAAUUGGCAAGAGUACAAGAAUGGGUUUGGAAAUCUGGACGGUGAGUUCUGGUUGGGUUUGGACCGUAUUCAUCAGUUGACCGUAUCACGAGCACAUGAGUUGGUAGUGCUGCUGGAAGAUUUGGAUGGCUAUAAAAUGUACGCCAAAUACAAUCAGUUCGAGAUUGGAAAUGAAAACGAAAAGUAUGUAUUGACGAUACUAGGUGAACACUCGGGAACGGCUGUCGAUUAUUUUGUACGCGAUCGGGCCAUGAUCCCAUUUUCUACAUUCGAUGCGGAUAACGACGUAAGCACGAGAAAUUGUGCAAAAACAUUUCAUGGAGCAUGGUGGUUCAGUGAUUGUGGAUAUAGCAAUCUCAAUGGACGAUACGGAACUGGAGAUGAUUACAUGUCCAAAUUUCAUUGGUAUCGUUAUGAACUCAAAAUUUCAAAAAUGAUGAUAAGACCAAAAACGGCUUAGCUGUUUAGUGAUGCAAAUCUUUUAAAGCACAUGUAAAUCGUUAUCACACGAUCCAAUUGAUUCAAAAAAUAAAAAGUUAUUUAACUACACAAAAUA
This is a messenger RNA of Anopheles funestus (African malaria mosquito), 871 nucleotides long. Its product is annotated as ficolin-1-like. The transcript is spliced from 2 exons. Bases 14 to 775 code for a protein of 253 amino acids. NCBI's taxonomy places the organism in Eukaryota, Metazoa, Arthropoda, Insecta, Diptera, Culicidae. The record is from RefSeq and is a predicted model, not a curated record.